Molecule: messenger RNA, 1935 nt
Organism: Rasamsonia emersonii CBS 393.64
Lineage: Eukaryota; Fungi; Ascomycota; Eurotiomycetes; Eurotiales; Trichocomaceae
Product: SRF-type transcription factor RlmA
Exons: 2
Coding region: 1-1935 (644 amino acids)
Biological process (GO): regulation of transcription by RNA polymerase II
Molecular function (GO): RNA polymerase II cis-regulatory region sequence-specific DNA binding; DNA-binding transcription factor activity, RNA polymerase II-specific; protein dimerization activity
Source: RefSeq, a predicted model, not a curated record
AUGGCUGACUCUGUUUCAAGGACCUUUCUGAAGCGGAAAGGCGGUCUUUUCAAGAAGGCUCAUGAACUCUCCGUGCUCUGUUCCGUCGACGUGGCAGUGAUCAUCUUCGGCCAUAACAAGAAACUCUACGAGUUUUCUUCAGGUGACAUUCGUGAGACUCUGGGUAAAUACCAAUAUUGGGGGCCUCCUCAUGAACACAAAGGCCCUGCCGAUUUUGCGGGAAAAAGCACGGCGGAUGAUGACGAUGACGACGAUGCAUCGGGCGCUGAGGACUCGGCUCCUUCUCAGUCCCAGUCCCAGUCCCAGUCCCAGCCUCAACCUCAACCUCAACCUCAACCCCAGCCUCAGCCCCAGCCCCAGGGGAUGGUGCCGCCGCAUCUCCAGAAUCAACAUCAACCAGCUUUCCAACAUAUCAACCACGCACCGUCGGCCUCACCACCCAUCCACAAUGGGGUUGGCUUCGAUCCUCGUCAUGGUACUCCUCAGUCCCAGGUGAUGUCCCGUCCCUCGUCGCGGAAUCACGUCCGUCGCGUGAGUUCGAACCUGGUUGGCCAUCCGCAUCCUCAACAUGCCACCCCUCCUCCUCCUCCGGGACAGAACGGAUUUGCCUACAUGCCCAACCCGUCCAUUUACAAUCCCAACGCGAACCCGAAUCUGAAUCAGCAACCUCCACGUCCCGCCCAAUAUCCACCGUUUGGCCAACCUCCCCAUCCCGGUCCGCAGCACCAGACGCCCCAGCCUCAUCCUGCGCAGCCCAUCCCGCAACAUCAUCAACCGCCUCCUCCCCAUCACCUUCCCCAGCAAGCGCCUCACCAUAAUCUCCCGCAGCCGCCACACCAGCAGAUGCCGCAAAUCGCGCCGUCAUAUAUGCAAGAUCAGGGACGGCAUUCGAUGCCACCAGCAUUCCCGCCGGAACAGCAGCAGCAACAGCAGCCGCAACAACCGCAGCAACCACCACAGCAGCAACAACAGCAACAGCAACAGCAAGUGCCGCCGCCGCUGCAACAACGUCCUAUUGCCCUUCCCGAUCCAACCGCUUCGCAGCAGAUCCCCAAUCAAAUUAAGUCCGAAGGGAGCCAGUCUCCUAGGCCCCUGGCGCCUAAGACGCGCAGUAUCUUUACGCCCAUUGAUGACCAAGGGUCGGUGUUAGCGCGUCACUUUGGAGUUGGGUCUUCUUCUUUGCGCGAGUCCCCUCAGCGCGAGACGCCCGCGAAGCAGGAGCAGCCACCACCAGCCAGCAGCGCCAGCCAGAGUGUUCCAAUCCCGUCGACUGGGACAUCAACGAUGCCCCCGCAGCCGGCACGGUCGGCAACGGAUCCCCAACCCGCGCAACCCACUUCUUCAAUGCCUGAGAUCCCGCCUCCGCCACGAGCCAAUAGCGUCCAAGCCAAUGCCAAACGACCCCGUCUCAAGGUCCAAAUUCCGAGCGAGCAGUCGGACGCGGGGAGUGCGACGGCAGAGUCGUCCCCGCGCGACUCUGCAGGUCACAAAACAGCUACGCCUGCUAAAGUUGCGUCGGAUGGUAACCACACUGGCGUUGUUCUCCCUCCCCCAUCGCCGUCAGCAGGUGCCCUUUUAAGCGCAGGUGCGCAGGGCCCGCCCAAUCCGUUUGCACGACCGCCUCCGCCUGCAACGAGUUCCCAAAAUGGCACUGGUUACGGCAGCAGCAGCAACAAUAUGGACACGCCGAUCUCGGCCCUCCCCAGUCGAUUUGUGUCAGACGCGCUCCUCCCGUCUCCGUCUAGCUUCUUCCCCGAAUGGGGGUUUGGGCGAUCCGGACCAGACACCAAUAUGUUGCCCAGUCCGCUGACCUUCCCCACUCCCUCUGUACAGACCGGUCCUGGCUUCGGGAGGGAAGAUGAGAUGGACAAGAAGCGCAAGAGCCCUGAAGGUGGUGUUACAUCGGAGGCGCCAGGGAAGAAAUUGAAGACAUGA